Molecule: messenger RNA, 590 nt
Organism: Chaetomium fimeti
Lineage: Eukaryota; Fungi; Ascomycota; Sordariomycetes; Sordariales; Chaetomiaceae
Exons: 2
Coding region: 162-590 (142 amino acids)
Source: RefSeq, a predicted model, not a curated record
CAACAACAACAACAACAACAACAACAACAACAACAACAACAACAACAACAACAACCAGCCGCCUCAACCAUCUCCAUCACCAACAAGAAUACUUCCUUGUCCCCCAACCUCACGCCACGAGUUUUGCUCAUUCAGUUCCCUCCCACUUUCCGACAAGAAACAUGGCUCAGAAUCGCGCCUCCUGGCCGCUCUGGGCUCAGUUCGUCCUGCGCGCGGCCUCAGUGGUGCUUCUCUUGGUCGGUCUAGGCUACCUGGCAUACGGUAGCGCGAGAUUCGGUAGCCAUUUUGUCGCUGGUUAUGUGGUGGUACUCUUCAACCUCGCCGUCUUAACCAGGGUCUGCACCUUGAUCUUCGGCAGCUCAUCAGACAUCGGUCGUCCCGAGCUCGGAUGCACGUCUUUCGCCGACAUUAUCGGAAUCCUCUUGGCGAUAAUCGGCGGCAUGGUCACCAUGUUCCUGUACGGCCAGAAUCGCGAAUGCGGCGACGAUAACUGCGACACUCUCCGCUCCUACCCGGCGGGUUCGGCCCAAGGCACGGUUGCUUAUUUGUUAUAUACUGUUUCGUACGUCCCAACCCUUCGGUCUUCUUAA